Molecule: messenger RNA, 618 nt
Organism: Rotaria sordida
Lineage: Eukaryota; Metazoa; Rotifera; Eurotatoria; Philodinida; Philodinidae
Source: the annotation of a GenBank genome assembly
AUGAAUUCAUGUAUACCAUCUGGCAAUCUAGCAAAAAAAGAUUGUUGCGAUGACGAAGAUGGUAAUCUAUCAGUUACAAGUUACAUAUCGACUAUAAAUUUCUAUAAUGUUAGUAAAUCAGUUGCAUAUGGACUACAAUCGCAUAAAAAUUCGUCUUCUACUGAAAUUAUACUUGUCAUAUGGGUUAUUACAUUAGUUUGUGAAGAACUUCGACAGGGUAUUGUACUUCGAUAUAUUUCAAUAUCAGAAUACUUUUAUGCAGCACGGAUUGUUUUAUCAUUUGAUUUAUCUAUUUGGUUUAUAUGUACAUUGAAUAUGUUUACCACUGUAAAACUACUUGGGCCUAAACUUGUUAUAAUUGAUGAAAUGGUACAUGAUUUGAAAUUUUUCAUGUUAAUGUCUUUCGUAUUUAUAUUGGCGUUUGGUGUAUCAUUUUAUAGUUUAGUAUUUGGUGUUCAAGAAUUUACUUGGCAUUUAUCACAACUGUCACUCGAUGACAAAAGUAUAACAAAAACUGAAACAACUGAAGACGCAUAUGGUGCUGAAGUUUAUUAUAAUUAUUUAAAACAAGAAAGAAAACUACUUGAUGAACCUGAUCUAGAUGAAGAACGAGUGUAA